CGAUUUACGUUGAGUAUAGAACAUAGUGACAGGAAGAAACGAAAGUGAAAAUGUGAACAUAUUAUUCGAAUCCGAAUGCAAUAUAUCGUGGUGGCUCUCGUCAUUUAGUUAGUGAUAAAACGAAUAUUUGUUACCUUGGAACAUUUUGUAUAGGCUACGGCGGAGUCCUACAUCAUUAUCUUGUGCGCCGCUCCGGAGUUAGUGGGCUUCUAAUGUUAAUUGGAACAGGUCUGCGAGCAGCGCUGAAAUUGUCUACUAAAUUGAGACGACACAUGUCUAGGAUGUUUCCCGGGAUUGACCGGUUUAGGCACAAACGCAUUUUAUUACUGGUUCCAGUUCUCGCCUACAUGGGCCUGCGCUGGAAGUCGUUCAUACCAACUUGUUGGCCUUGGCUGGAACGCAUCUGGAGAUUUAUCAUGCCAAGUUAUCCUAGUCCGAAUUCCCAUCCCAGAGAUGAAGUGGAGAGUCAAGACUCUCAAGUAAGUGUAGUAGUGGAGCCUGAAUCCAUUCCCAGUGGAAAAGUGGAGGUUCCGGUUCUCAGGUCAUUUGAUAUUGAAGACACCGAUGAAUACUCCUGCAUGUACGACUCGACAUGGGAGGAUCAUCCAAUCGAAAGAAGGACCAAACAUUCAAACAAGUUUAACAGAUUCAGAAGUGCAGCAAGGGACAUGCAGAAGUACAGGCAUGAUUAUCCAGGGCAAGAAUCAAAUUUGUACUUUGGCGGGCAACAACAAAAUGAAAUGCCUAAUUUACAGUUCUACCGUGGACAAAUACCCUCCUCCCCUGAUGGUGUCUUCAUUGAGGACUUUCACAAUAAAUGGCACAGGAAAUAUUCAAAACUCGAAGAAGUUCACUCAUACAUCCAAUGGUUGUUCCCACUUCAAGAACCAGGAAUGAAUUAUCAAGCCAAGGAACUCACCAAGAAGGAAAUUGAGGCUUUCCUUGAAGAUGGCACAGCAAAGCAGAGGCUGGUUGCAUCCUACAAGCUCAUGCUGGACUUCUACGGCAUAGAGCUGUCAAAUGACAUAACAGGGGAAGUGAAACUUGCGAACAACUGGCGUGAGAGAUUUGACAACCUGGAAAGAAAUACACACAACAACCUGCGCAUCACCCGCAUCCUGAAGUGCCUGGGCACUCUGGGGUUCACCCACUACCAGGCCCCACUGGUCCGCUUCUUCCUAGAGCAGACUCUUGUCAAAGACAAGCUGUACAAUGUGAAGGAAAGUGCCCUCAACUACUUCAUCUUCGCUGUCAUUGAUAAGCAAGAGCGCAGGAAUUUAGUUACGUAUGCCUACGCACACUAUGAGCCCAAACAUGAGUUUGUGUGGUGCCCCAAGACAAUCCAAAGUAUAUUCAGGGGAGAGACAUUCCCAGAUGAUAACUCAAUUGAUCUGAAACAGGAUGACAUUGACGACAACACUGCCAGUUACCGGCAAAUCGAUACAGCGCAAUCCAGUUAUGAAGCUUCUGAUAGAGGUAGCUCUAUAACUACCCCCAACACUAGUCAGCACCCCACCAUCGAUUCUCUGAAGCAAUCAGAUUAUCAAACUAGCAGUGGCCAUCCAGAGGGAAAUACUAAUAAUUGGAGAAAGAGGGCUGCAGAUAAGCCAACAGAGCAUGAACUUCCCAAACGUAUCAACGUUUCAGAAGGAACGACUAACGCUGAUCAUGAUGAAAGAAAAAAUAAGGGAGCAGAUCAAUGACGUUUCAGAGGGAAUGACUAACACCAAUGGUCAUGAGAGUACAGAUGAGCAACCAGAGAGGGACAGUGGAGAUUUAGAGGAAAACAGACAGCAAAAUGAAAAUUAUGGUGAUGGGGAGAAUAAGGAAGAUGCAAGUAAGCAUUUAGAGAGCGAACCAUGCACUGACGUUUCAGAGGGCAAUAUUAGCACAUCCCGUGAUAGUUAAUUGAAUAAGAAACCUACCGAAGAGGUACUGCUGAGCCCAGCAAAGGAAAGAGAUGCCAAAAGGAAAUAAUCAGCGUUUGAUGUAAAAGUGACGAUUGAUUAGAGUAUUCAACCAUGUCAUGCACUAAUAAAGGAACAUUAUGUAUGCCAUGUAUUCUAAUAAUUUCCUUUUAUAUGAACAAAUGUUAAUCAAUUUAUUAUAUCUGAUUUCUGAUCACAUGUAUAAUAUCAGUGGGAUGUUAACCACAUUUUUCAAAACACCACAAAUGUUAUACAUAUUGAUUAUGGUUUUCAAACCAGCAAUAAUUAUGUUAGCGGUUUAUUUUGUAAUAGCAUAUUUUUAGUUUGUGGAAUUUGUUAUAUGGAGUUUUGGGUAAAUGUUCAGCUUUGAAUGACUAUGCUUGCCUCAGAAGGUAUUUCAAAAUACUUUCUACUGCUUAAAAUAUCUUUAGUGCCGAACCAUGUACCACCAGGGGUGCCUAAUGAUUUGUAUUCAUUUGAUUUUAAUAAAACAAAUAGAUAAACGGA
Molecule: messenger RNA, 2435 nt
Organism: Oncorhynchus masou masou (cherry salmon)
Lineage: Eukaryota; Metazoa; Chordata; Actinopteri; Salmoniformes; Salmonidae
Product: opioid growth factor receptor-like
Exons: 8
Coding region: 213-1703 (496 amino acids)
Cellular component (GO): membrane
Molecular function (GO): opioid growth factor receptor activity
Source: RefSeq, a predicted model, not a curated record